Messenger RNA from Vavraia culicis subsp. floridensis, 830 nucleotides. RefSeq lists its product as uncharacterized. The record is from RefSeq and is a predicted model, not a curated record. The coding region runs from base 4 to 678 and encodes 224 amino acids. The transcript has a single exon. Gene Ontology annotation, biological process: endoplasmic reticulum tubular network organization. Lineage: Eukaryota; Fungi; Microsporidia; Pleistophoridae. Gene Ontology annotation, cellular component: endoplasmic reticulum tubular network.
CUUAUGGGCAACAUAUUUUCACGAAAGCUGUCGUUACGCGAACAGUUAUUUAACCUUGAUGAACGAAUUGAAAAGCGGUCGCAGAAGAUAAACCACCUAAGAAAACAGAAGUCGUACUAUUCAUUUGUAAUUGGAGUGAUUUAUUUGCUGCUCGUGCCGUUUACUGCUGUGCUUCUCCAUUAUUAUGAAUUUUCGUUUCUAUUUCUAGGGCUGCCCAUUGUAUCGUUUGUCCUGACUCAAACGACUUUGUACCUUGUCUUCUCCAAAUUUAUAGAUUAUAACGAAAAUUUGCUGAAAAAGAUGAAGAAAACGCAGAUUGAGCAGAUAGAGCAGCUGAAAAGAGAUGUGGAUUACAUAGAAACAUUGAAGAUCGUGCAAAAGUAUGACAAAUCGGCGAAAAAAAAACCGACCAGCACCGAAUCAAUAAUAUCAACACGAAGCAUGGCGGACAAACUAACAGAUAUCAUACUCGGCGAUAAUCCACAGCAAAUGUGUGCUCUCAUCUGCGAGAAGUGUUUUGCCCACAAUGGAUUGGUCUUCCCUAACCAGUUCUUUGACCGAAAGUUUAAAUGCAUAUCGUGCGGAAUAUUGAACAUCACAAAAUGUAAAGAAGAACUCCUAGAAAAGAAAGAAAAUGAUGUGAGUGAUAGUAAUUUGGAUGAAUCUAUAAGGAAUUGAACAUAACACAUGUUCUAAUACUCUAUUUUUAUUUUACAGGUGCAUUUGUUACUCAAAAGCUCGGAAUAAUGCCGUAUAUUUCAUUAAAGAACGUAUUUUGUAUGUCAUGUCACGUUGAAUGUUCUGAUUGUUCCUAUUAUCGUAGAUUUAUU